Mangifera indica (mango) is the source of this 2182-nucleotide messenger RNA. RefSeq lists its product as uncharacterized. Bases 262 to 1707 code for a protein of 481 amino acids. The transcript is spliced from 5 exons. The record is from RefSeq and is a predicted model, not a curated record. Lineage: Eukaryota; Viridiplantae; Streptophyta; Magnoliopsida; Sapindales; Anacardiaceae.
UAAUAAUUGAUUGUUUAGUGGGUGUUUUGUUUCAUUUGCAGGUAGAGACAACCCACCAGUUGUUGCGGCUCUUUGAAGAGAAAACGCAGAGAGAGAGAGAGAGACAUUUGCAGAUGCGAUCUCAUUUUAAUUACUGUUGCUUCACUUUUUACUAGUAUUACUUCAGUUUCAUUCAUUCAACUAAUUCCACGUUUUAUUUUCAGAUCAGGACUAGGAAUUCUUUGCGGGGUUUCUUAAUUUCAGUUAUUGUGAAGAGCCUCGAUGGGUUCCAGAUACCCAUCUCAUAAGCUCAGCAGUGGCCUUUAUGUAUCAGGUCGGCCUGAGCAGCCUAAGGAAAAGACUCCAACAAUGAGCUCAGUGGCGAUGCCCUAUACUGGUGGUGAUAUUAAGAAGUCUGGAGAACUGGGUAAAAUGUUUGAUAUCCCUAUGGAUGGUUCUAAAUCUAGGAAAUCAGGGCCUAUUACUGGUGCUCCUUCAAGGACUGGAUCCUUUGGUGGGGCUGCUACACAUUCUGGGUCAAUUCCUAAUGCUGCUGCUCGGUCUGGCUAUAAUGUCUCUGGUCCUAUAUCUGGGGGCAUGUCUGGUUCAACUUCAAUGAAGAAGACGAACUCUGGACCAUUGAAUAAGCAUGGGGAACCUUUAAAGAAGUCAUCUGGUCCUCAAUCUGGUGGAGUUACACGGCAGAACUCUGGCCCUAUUCCACCAAAUCUCCCUGCUACAGGUCUCAUUACAUCUGGACCCAUUUCUUCAGGCCCUCUUAAUUCGUCCGGGGCCCCUCGGAAAUUAUCUGGUUCUUUAGAUCAUGGAGGAUCAUUCAAAACGCACAGUUCCUCCAUUGCAAAUAAUCUGGUUGUUACCACAAUUAGUCAAGAUGAUGACUUUUCCUUCAGGAAGAACUUUCCAAAGCCAGUAUUAUGGUUGGUGAUUCUGAUAUUUCUGAUGGGGUUCAUUGCUGGUGGUUUUAUUCUUGGAGCAGUUCGCAAUCCCAUUCUCCUUAUUGUUAUAGUGGUUCUUUUCAGUGCUGUUGCAUCUAUAUUUGUUUGGAAUUCAUGUUGGGGGAGAAGAGCUAUCACCGAUUUCAUUGCUCAUUAUCCUGAUGCUGAUCUCAGAACUGCCAAGAAUGGGCAAUUGGUGAAGGUUACUGGGGUGGUUACCUGUGGCAAUGUGCCCCUUGAAUCAUCAUUCCGAAGAGUUCCUAGAUGUGUCUACACAUCUACAAGUCUACACGAGUAUCGAGCAUGGGGUUCAAAACCAGCCAAUCCUAAACACCGUCAUUUUACAUGGGGAUUGAGGUCAUUAGAUAGGCACGUGGUGGACUUCUACAUCUCUGAUUUCCAGUCUGGGUUGAGAGCACUGGUUAAGACUGGAAACGGUGCAAGGGUAGCUCCAUUUGUUGAUGACUCUGUUGUUAUUGAUAUUAAACCAGAAAACAAAGACAUGUCACCAGAGUUUGUCAGGUGGUUGGGAAAGAAAAAUCUUUCAAGUGAUGAUCGUAUGAUCCGAUUGAAAGAAGGGUAUAUCAAAGAAGGUAGCACAGUUAGUGUAAUGGGAAUUGUACAAAGAAAUGACAAUGUGCUUAUGAUCAUCCCUCCACCAGAGCCGAUAGCGACUGGAUUUCAAUGGAGCAAGUGUAUCUUUCCAACAAGCCUUGAAGGUAUCAUAUUGAGAUUUGAAGAUACAUCAAAUAAUGAUGUCAUCCCUGUCUAGUAAGUAGUGUAUAUGCAUCUCAAACUUCUUUAUAUGUUUACUGUGCUGGAAAAAUUAGUUCCCUCCACAAAUUUGAUGGUGGUGUGUGGUUUUGUAGUGAUAAGUGACCAUUAGUGUUAUGGCUUAAGGUGUUGGGUUUGUCAUUUUUUUUCAAUCUUCCUUUUUUCUUUUCAUAAACUUUUUGUAUAGUUUUGGCGAUUUCAUUUCCAUUAUUUAGUUCCUCAAAGCUUUUUUAAUGGGGCCGGCUUGAUUUAGUGGGGAAUAUUUGCUUGUUUGAGUAGAUUGGGGAAAUGUUACAAGUUACUAGAUGUGUUUUACACUUCCACUUGCAACUGAAAGUGUAAAACCCCUGUUAAAUGCUCAAAAUUCUGUCAACGUAGCUUUUUCUUUCUGUGUUAUAUUUGGUUCAGUCUGUACACCAUUUAUUUGAUUUCUAUGUGUAUUUACAGAGGCAUUAUUUUGAUUCUGUUUUCCA